Messenger RNA from Quercus robur (English oak), 1797 nucleotides. Its product is annotated as 15-cis-phytoene desaturase, chloroplastic/chromoplastic. The record is from RefSeq and is a predicted model, not a curated record. The transcript has a single exon. Gene Ontology annotation, molecular function: oxidoreductase activity. Lineage: Eukaryota; Viridiplantae; Streptophyta; Magnoliopsida; Fagales; Fagaceae. The coding region runs from base 71 to 1531 and encodes 486 amino acids.
GCACAGCAGUGGCCAUCAGGCAAUAACAAAAGCAUCCCAAACCUCAUCCAAUCCAAUCCAAUCCAAACCAAUGACUCUUUUCCUCUCUCUGCCUCAACUCUCACCCCAAAACAUCCACAUUCACACCCACACUCACCAUCACCGUAGUCUCCGACUCAAACCCCAAGCAUCACUGCCACUCUCUUCCAAUCCCCCACAAUCCAACCAAUCCUCAUCCUACUCCAAAACCGGUGUCAUAGUCAUCGGUGCCGGCCUCGCGGGUCUUGCCGCCGCCACUCACCUCAACUCCCAGAACAUUCCUUUCCUCCUCCUGGAAGCAUCCGACGCCGUCGGCGGCCGUGUCAGAACCGACUUCCUCGACGGCUUUCUUUUAGACCGGGGCUUCCAAAUCUUCAUCACUGCCUACCCUGAAGCCCAAAAGCUCCUCAACUACCAAGCCUUAAACCUCCAAAAGUUCUAUUCAGGCGCUCAAGUUUAUUACGACGGAAAACUCCACACCGUUGCAAAUCCUCUACGCCAUUUCUGGGACUCCCUAAACUCUCUCCAAAACCCAAUUGGAUCACUUCUCGAUAAGCUUCUUAUUGCAUCGAAUAUAAUUCGUGUUCUCACCAAAUCCGACGAGGAAAUUAUCACCUCAAACGAAAUUCCCACCAUUGAUCUGUUGAGGAAAACCGGUUUCUCGGACUCCAUUGUCGGGAGGUUCUUUAGGCCUUUCUUUGGUGGGAUUUUCUUCGACAAAGACCUCGAAACCUCGUCGAGGUUGUUCGAUUUUAUCUUCAAAUGUCUUGCUCUCGGUGACAAUGCUCUUCCCGCCAAUGGCAUUGCCGCAAUUCCACAACAAUUAGGGGACAAAUUGCCACCCGGUUCCAUCUUGUUCAAUUCGAAGGUUGUUUCGAUCGAUUUCGAUGGAUCCGAAUCUGAAUCGCCGCCGAGUUUGAGGUUAGAAAACGGUGACGUUUUGAGGAGCGAACUUGGUGUCAUAAUUGCAGUUGAAGAACCUGAGGCUCUUAAGCUUUUGGGAGAGAUAAAGCCAAAGCCAAAGCCAAAUCCAAAACCAGUUCGAACCACGGUUUGUUUGUAUUUCAGUGCGGAUCGGACCCAAGUCCCGGUUCGCGAACCCGUCUUGUUUCUAAACGGGUCGGGUAAGGGGAUUGUGAAUAACAUGUUCUUCGCAACCAACGUGGCUCCUUCUUAUGGCCCACCAGACAAGGCUUUGAUAUCAGUGUCGUUGAUUGGGAUGUUUGAGGAUAUGUCCGAUUAUGAUCUGACGGCUGAGGUUGUUCAAGAGCUUUCGGGUUGGUUUGGGGAGCCAAUAGUGAGGUUGUGGAGGCAUUUGAGAACGUAUCGGAUUGGGUAUGCACAACCGAAUCAAUGUCCACCAACGGAUUUGAUGAAAAAUCCAAGAGUUGGGUCGGGCGUGUAUGUGUGUGGUGAUUAUUUGACUUCGGCUACAUUUGAUGGGGCUUUGGUUUCUGGGAGGAGAGCAGUUGAAGCUUUGCUUAGAGAUAGGGUAUCUACUUCUGUUUCAUAACAUAUUGAUUUAUUAGUUAAUUCAUCCCCCCACCCCCCCUCUCCUUCUCUUUUGAUAUUGUUGCGGUUAUGGGGUUUGGUAUGGGUCCAGUAUUAGACUGCACUGCACUCGACACCAUUCGGACAUGUUGAAUUCAUCGCAUGUUUGGUUGUUUACAUUGUGUCCCAUUACUGUACAAAAGUGUUGCCCUAUCAUUGAUCUGUAAUGCACAUAUCAAACAAAAAUUGCUAUAAACACAAUAUUUGUCACAAUUGUUAAGUUAAUAA